Molecule: messenger RNA, 2178 nt
Organism: Labrus bergylta (ballan wrasse)
Lineage: Eukaryota; Metazoa; Chordata; Actinopteri; Labriformes; Labridae
Gene: fbxl15
Product: F-box and leucine-rich repeat protein 15
Biological process (GO): SCF-dependent proteasomal ubiquitin-dependent protein catabolic process
Cellular component (GO): SCF ubiquitin ligase complex
Molecular function (GO): protein binding
Source: RefSeq, a predicted model, not a curated record
CAACAUUUAGGUUUGGGUUACACCUCAAGUGCUUGCAAGAUGCUACAGGAGAAUACGCUAUGUUGGCAUAUAUGUGAAAAACAACGCGUCGUUCAAAACCGUGUGUAACAUCGAUGACUCAGAAUGGAAGAAGAAGCUACGAUAGCAACAUGUGAUCUGUUGGACUUGCCCUGGGAGGAUGUACUUGUUCCACAUAUUUUGUGCUAUCUGCCAUUGCAACACCUCGUCAGCCUGCAGAGGGUGAGCAAGCAGUUUCACAGCCUCAUCCAGUUGUAUCUGGCAAACUGCAGGACUUUUGAUCUGUCCCCGAUUGGACCGUCCGUUCCCAAGGAAGCCUUUUGCGCCAUGUUAAAGGACAAUAAAGUCCUCCACAGCCUGUCCCUGCAGAACUGCUCCGACUGGGUGACAGACAAGGAGCUGCUGCCGGUGGUCGGCCAGAACCAGCACCUGCAGAGAGUGGACAUGAGCGGGAGUGCUUGGCUCACCCGGCACUCCCUGGUGGCCGUGUCCUUAAGCUGCAUGCACCUGCAGCACCUGGGCCUGGCACACUGCGAGUGGGUGGACAGCCUGUCCCUGCGCAGCCUGGCUGACCACUGCGGGGGGCUCGAGUCCAUCGACCUCACCGCCUGCCGCCAGCUCAAGGACGACGCCAUCUGCUAUCUGGCCAAGAAGUGUCUGAAGUUGAGGUCUCUGUCGUUGGCGGUCAACGCAAACAUCACUGACGAGUCGGUGGAGGAGGUGGCCAAAAACUGCAGGGGCCUGGAGCAGCUGGACCUGACGGGCUGCCUGCGGGUCAGGAACCAGUCCAUCAGGACUCUUGCAGAGUACUGCCCCAAGCUGCAGUCCCUGAAGGUGAACCACUGUCACAACGUGACCGAGUCGAGCCUGGAUCCUCUGCGGAAGCGAAAUGUAGUCAUAGAUGUUGAGCCGCCUUUACAGAGGGCUCUGGUGCUUCUUCAGGAUGUGCUGGGGUUCGCUCCUUUUAUCAAUCUCCAGAUAUAACAAGAGGGCCGUCUAUCUGUCCAACGAGCGCACACAGGUGUCUUUAUCAGAGCAGUCACCCUCAGCUGCACCACAAAGAGUUAUGAGUUGUUCUUAAAAAAAUGUCUCAAGAUAAUCCAAGAAGAUGGGAAUGUCGUGCACUCAAAGUUUGUGUGUCAAAAAUUAAAAAAACGCUCACUUGAAUGUGCUGAUAUAGAUGCAUAUUUAAGAACUGAAAUCAAGUCUACUUGAAGAAAGCCAUGAACUUUUAACAACUGCUGCCACGUGUCCAAAAGGUGACACUGCUUUUAUUUCUUUUCUUUUUUUUGUAAAUCUUACGUGUUGUAAUAAUGUGUCUAUGAAAAAGAGCAAUGUGAAGUGAUGUUUGUUAUCAAACACAGUACAUAAUUCACUUUGUGUAUAUCAUUUCUUAAAAAAAACAACAACCACACAACAUAUAUCUUAUGUUUCAUUUAGAAACAUCAAAGUAAUGUUUGAGUUUAAUUAAACAUUUCAUUUUGCAUGAAUGUGAUAGUUUAAAGAGUCAUUCUCUCCGAAAUAUCUUCCACUUUUUUCUGCUGCGGUCACAUUAAAGUAAAGGUAAACGAAGUCUUGUUAACAGUGCUUAUUGUUUCAGAUAAAACAUCACAGCUCCUCAGGAUUAUUCACUGACCUCACAGUCAUAUUUCAAUACAAACUGUUGACCAGCUCUUUUUAUUACAGUGGACAUUAUAUUUAUUCUACCUGCAUGGCAAGUUGCCGCCAGAGAUUUUAGGGAAACUGUUUUUUUGUGACGCAGGUGAAAUUACCCUUUAAUCCAUAAUGAUCAUAAAUACAUUACAUGUAUAGCCCAAUGUUUGCUUGAAAUGACUGAAUUCAUAAUGACCGUUUUCCGUUAAAGCCUUUGCUUUUCUUUUGUCAAAUGUACCUGUGUUAAAAUGCACUUCCCAAGUAAUACGGUGUAUGAAUUAUGUAAGAAACAUAACAUUUUAAAAUACAAAGAUGGUUGUCACCUCUCCUCUGUAAAAAAAAAAAGAAAGAAGAAAUGCUAGAGCCGAUCCCAUUGGGCGAGAGAUGGGGUACACCCUUGACUGGUUGACAGUCAAUCACAGGGCUGCAUAAAAGUUGGUAAAAAAAUUAAGUUUCCAUUUGUGUCAAGAUUUGUGUGGUAUUAACAUUGUUGAUUUUAUGCAAAAA